GCCUCUCCGCCCCGCUCCGCUCCAGAUUGCGCGCACCCACCCAUGGCGCUCGCCGCUUCCCACCACGGCCUCCUGCCCUUCGCCCCCGCUGCCACGCCUACCCCGUCACGGGGGCACCUGCGCUUCCGCGCCGCGCGCCCUCUGCCUCGCCCCGCCCGGAGAAUUUGUUGCCAAUCUAUCAACUCAGCUAAUGUGUUGGGAGCUUCUUCAACGACAUCUGAUGAGGCAAUCCCAGUCCCAGUUGUCCAGAUAGAUCAGGACUCAGACCGUGAUGCGACUAUUGUGCAGCUAAGUUUUGGAGAUCAUUCGGGGAUACUACUUGACACGAAAUGCUUAUCAGUAUUUGCUUGGUUUAUAUGUUGCAGUGUUACAAAGAACAGUAUGUAUCAGAUGAUGCAGCCUCAGAUUGAUAUACUUCUUUUUGAGAUAAUUUUUCCUCUUAUGUGCUUCAAUGACAAUGACCAAAAGUUAUGGGAAGAAGAUCCCCAUGAAUAUGUUCGCAAGGUCUAUGAUAUCAUCGAAGAUUUGUACAGUCCCCGAACAGCUGCUAUGGACUUUGUGAGUGAAUUGAUUAGAAAGCGAGGGAAAAACAAUCUCCAAAAGUUCAUUCAUUUCAUUGUGGAUAUUUUUAGGAGGUAUGAUGAAGCACCUGCUGAUCUUAAGCCAUAUCGCCAAAAAGAUGGUGCUCUUCUCGCUAUUGGGACACUCUGUGAUAAACUGAAGCAAACAGAUCCAUAUAAAACAGAGCUUGAGAGUAUGCUGGUCCGACAUGUCUUUCCUGAAUUCAACAGUCGUGUUGGACACUUGCGAGCAAAGGUGGAAUAUAUUAGCUCUUCACUGGUCAAUAAUGAUAUAGAAUACUAA
Messenger RNA from Zea mays, 864 nucleotides. Its product is annotated as importin beta-like SAD2 homolog. The transcript is spliced from 6 exons. Gene Ontology annotation, biological process: protein import into nucleus. The record is from RefSeq and is a predicted model, not a curated record. Gene Ontology annotation, cellular component: nuclear envelope; cytosol. Bases 43 to 864 code for a protein of 273 amino acids. NCBI's taxonomy places the organism in Eukaryota, Viridiplantae, Streptophyta, Magnoliopsida, Poales, Poaceae.